CAAGAAGAUAGAGAUACCGUAUUGGCUGGGCUGUCGUGAGUGGAGCGAGAGUUGUGAUGAACCACUCUCUUUGAAGUUCAUCAGGAGACAUGCACCAUGAAGUGGGUCCUGGUCACAGCGUUCAUCUCCCUCCUGCCUGUGACGUCGGCUGUGAAGCUGCAGCUCUCCCUACCGGACAGUGUGAAUGUGACUGAGGGAGAGAACGUGACUCUUCCAUGCUCCUUCUCCCCACCGCCGAUCAAGUCGAAUGCCCUCCUCAUCAAGUGGGUCAUGAUGCCCACACACUACUCUGAGAAGAUGCCCAGAUGGGAUAUCAUCGAGGUCUACGACUCGCAUUCUGGAAAUUCGAGGCCCGGAGUGGCUGAGUUUGUGGGAGACGAGAACAGUGAUUGCUCCUUCCGGAUCAUCAACGUCUCGAGGACCCUCGGCCCCGUGUUUAAGUGCGAUGUCUACUGUUACCGCUGUGGGACAGAGGACUGCCAGGUGUUUGGAGAGGUGAAGCUGAACGUGACGGCUGCAGCUCCACGGUCACACGGGGAGACCUCGCCCACACCACGUGUCCACUCCAAGUGGGAGACGGUGGUGAUGGUGGUGACGGUGGUGACAGUGGUGGUGGGUGUGAUCUUGACAUCUGUGGCUGUCAUCCUCUUCAUAAAGAGACACCCUUGUUCGUCUGGGAGCUCCCCCCGCUCACGCAGUGGCGAUGGGCAAGCAGACGUGCACGGUGGUGUGGAGAAUGGGCCUCCACUUAUGGUGAAUGGGGACACAAGGGGGACAAUGGAGACAAAGGCAUGGACGGCGUUUGAAGAAAUCUUCUGUGGACUCCCCCGUGACCACCCUGGCCGGCAAGUGGAGCCACUCUUACCCACAGUGCCAUGCGGAAGUGCGGUGCUGACUGCCUGUGGUUCAUGAGCUGAUUGUUUACAGACCGUGCUUUUAUCAUCUCUCUCCCUCUCUGUGACUAUCCACACUCCUCUUUGACCACUUCAAAUCCCUCACCGCUAAAUUCUGCAGGAUCCAGAAUCCUGCUGCUGCCUCAUUUCACAACUUCUGUAAAUGAAACCUCAUCAUUCCAAUCCUCAGAUUCCCCCACUGGCUACAAAUCAAAUCCCGAAUCGACUGGGAGAUCGCAUUCUCCACCUACACGAUCCUCCGUAGACUCUCCGCUUCCUCUCCCCUCUAAUCUCUCUGCCCUCCCAUCACGUGCUCUCCGACCUCUCCCCUCCUCUCUCUGUACUCCCCUCCACGUGUUCUCCUACCUCUACCCUCUAAUCUCUAUGUGUUCACGUAGAAUCUAUUGGAGAUGUACAGAACAUGAAAUUCACGGGCUUGUACUUUUUUAAUUGGCUGCCGUGGCACAGACGGCACGCUCCUACCGGACGGUGUGGAUGGUGAGAGAGGGAAGGUUGCCCAAUCGAUGCCGCUCUUCCGCUCGGUUCGUCUUUGUCUGCCGCACGGUUUACACGCGAGGUGCAUGUCUACACUGGUGUGGAAUUUGGCACCGCGUGACAUUUAUUCAUCUAUUCGUAUGAGCACUUUUAAAUACCGCAUGUUUAACCCUGUGUUGAUCACGGGUACUAUGUAUUAAUGUUCUCCGCUUUAAUAUGUGCGCCGUGGUUGCGGUGCAGGUCUGAGUUGUGCUUGUCAAGGGACCUGAAUGUGUGUGCAUUGCACAAGUCACGAGGCCCUAAAGAUUAUUAAUCUGGGAUGGCGCCUUGGACUUGUCACGAAUUAAUGUGUGUUGUAUCUGUACGACUGGGAAGCAUUGAUUUCAGGAGUCUAUCCUGCUCAUGGUUACUGUUGGGAGAUGUGGGUCGAGAGGAGUGGUUCCCGACCUGUGAGCUGUAGACCACACGGACAUGUUAAUUGCCCUGCAGAACUGUUGCCGAUUUUAUUCACAAAACCUUUCUUGUAUACACUGCAAGUUAUUCCGCAAUUUGUUUUGAGGGUUGACAGUGAACGUGGCUCCAGAAAGGUUGGGAACUACUGGGCUGAAAGAUCCACACUGUGACUGCUUGUAAGAGAUUAGUUUCUACGUGCCAUGCUGCACAUUUUUGGUCUUGAGAAAUAUUCGGCGUUCAGGUCUAUAGUUUUUAUAUUUAAAAUACUUACGAUUGUAAUCCUUUUUUUUGUUAAUAUAUAGAAAAUAUAUAUUUUUAAAGCUUUGGCCAAAAAUGCACGAUUUGCUGGUGUAAAAGAGAAAUAUUUCUAUUUUCUUUAAAAAAAAAACUCUGGUCCGAGAGAUCCAUAA
Molecule: messenger RNA, 2251 nt
Organism: Lethenteron reissneri (Far Eastern brook lamprey)
Lineage: Eukaryota; Metazoa; Chordata; Hyperoartia; Petromyzontiformes; Petromyzontidae
Source: RefSeq, a predicted model, not a curated record